This is a messenger RNA of Xenopus laevis (African clawed frog), 4442 nucleotides long. RefSeq names its product growth arrest specific 2 like 3 L homeolog (gene gas2l3.L). The coding region runs from base 272 to 2362 and encodes 696 amino acids. Gene Ontology annotation, molecular function: cytoskeletal adaptor activity; actin filament binding; microtubule binding. Gene Ontology annotation, cellular component: actin filament; cytoskeleton. The record is from RefSeq and is a predicted model, not a curated record. NCBI's taxonomy places the organism in Eukaryota, Metazoa, Chordata, Amphibia, Anura, Pipidae. Gene Ontology annotation, biological process: actin crosslink formation. The transcript has 9 exons.
CCCACAGCGUGACAGCAUCAGUUUAGAAAUACAAUUGGUCAAUUCGAAGCAAGGGCGUAACUGAAGACCAAUCAGAUGAGGGGAAAGCAGGCAAGGCGGGGCAGGCGGUUUGUCCGAACUGGACGGUGUAGUAGGGGUGUUUAGUCAGUAAUCAGCAAACUGGGGAGAUGAUCUGGCAGUGAUUUUAAAACCAGAGUUUUAUGUGACAUUUGCGCCUAUAGAAGCACGGACUCCUGCCCAAAUAGGAAGAACUUUUUCUCUUCAGUGAAACAUGCAUCAGCCAGUUCAGGUCUGGUUUGGAGAUGAUACGCCUUUAAGUCCAAGGAACCCUUUGACCCCAAGGCAUGGACCAGGCCUUGUUGAUGUUUAUCAGUAUGACCAGUGGCUGGCAGUGCGCCAUGAAGCCACUUUGGUGCCUAUGCAAGAAGAUCUGUCUAUCUGGCUCACUGGCCUUUUAGGAGUCAGAGUAAGUGGUGACAAGUUUAUGGAAGAGCUGGAUAAUGGCUUCUUGCUCUGCCAGCUGAUCUCUGUUAUCCAAAGUACAAUGAAACGCUGUUGCACAGCAGAAGAACUAAAGUGCGUGCCCAUGAGAAAAGUCCCAUGUAGGAGAGAUGCCCCUUCUGGCUCCUUCUUUGCUCGUGACAAUACAGCCAACUUUCUGCGCUGGUGCAGGGGCAUUGGGGUUGAUGAAACCUACCUUUUUGAAUCUGAAGGCUUAGUUUUGCAUAAAGAUCCCCGUCAGGUUUGCCUGUGCCUUCUUGAUGUCGGCCGGAUAGUAUCCAGGUAUGGAGUUGAGCCACCGGUGCUGGUAAAGCUGGAGAAAGAGAUUGAGUUAGAAGAAACACUAAUCAUUGAAUCAGGACCAUUAGUGCCUACAAAUAUUCAGAAGUCAUGCUGUCAUCGAGAGGAGCUUCACGAAGCGGUAAAACACAUAGCAGAAGAUCCUCCUUGUAACUGUUCCCAUCGGUUCUCUAUUGAGUAUUUAUCUGAAGGUCGAUAUCGGCUGGGUGAUAAAAUUCUUUUCAUAAGGAUGUUACAUGGAAAACACGUUAUGGUUCGCGUUGGGGGUGGCUGGGAUACCCUCCAGGGAUUUCUGCUGAAAUACGAUCCCUGUCGAGUAUUGCAGUUUACAACUUUAGAACAGAAGAUUCUACAGUUCCAAAAAGGAGGACAAAAUGAAAAUAUGCCUACACAACCUGCCAGGACUCCUCAACCGCCAGUAAUGAAUCCUUUGUCUGCAAUCAGUGCCUCUCAAAAAAUAAAUUCCAAAGCAUCCACACCAGUAUCUUUGGCUAAUUGUGGGAGUAAUUCAUCACCAGCUUUGACCCCCAGAAGCGGAGUGCGUCCCAAAGUUCCGACUAUGCCAAGAAAGGGGUCACCACUGUUUAUAGAACCUCAAAGGAAGGUUGCAAAAAAAUCUGAUUCUCCGCCACAAACAAGAACAUCUCCACUUACCAGCAAAACCCCCAAAAAUACUUCUGUAAAAAACACUGGUGCAUCUACUAGGCCAAAACCAGAAGCUUCACUUUCAGACCAGGUAGAAAUAGGAAAAGUUCCAGCUCGAGAGACCAAAGUAAUUGGGAAAACUCCAGUAUCACAGCACUCUUCUCCAACAAUGCUACACUCUAGUUCUUCAAGCAGGAAAUCUAAGUCACCAAAGACAUCUCCAUGUGCUUCAUCUUGCCUUACAAAGCAGCCAAAAACCAUUUCUGGCUCUCAGCUACAAACAAGGCCUUUAAAAGAAGCAGUUGGCUCUCGUAAACCAGUUGCUACCACUAAAGCCCCUGUUUCUGAACAUGGAUCAUCUAGCACUAAAAGACCUAAAGACACAUUAUCCAAUCAGAGAGCAAACAUUAAAAUGUCUAAAGAUGAUAUUAAAACCAGAAAAGUGGAACAACCUAAUAGAAACAAUCUAUUAGAUCGCAAGCCGUUUGUAGUGUCUUCAAAAACAAACACUAGAAAACCACAUGUACCAGUAACUGUACAGAAUGCUGCUAAACCCAUGCCCACAGGUGUCGUCCAUUCCAAAACUGUAACAAAAAGUAAUCCUAGAGCAGUUCCAAAAAAUGAAAUAAAAAAGGCAGUGACUGAUAAAAACCCAAUUUCUGGACGUACACCUUUAUCUGUUGUAAGGGUUCCACAAUCUGCUGCCAAAACCCAACCUGCACAAAGGAUCAAUCCCUCAACCAAAACUCAGCCUCCACCUAUUGACAAAGUGCAGAGCACAACAGCCUCAAAAAGCGCAACCUCGAAUGUUAAAGUGACAACAUAUCGCAAGGGCGUCCCCGAUGCUAGAAAAGAUAAGCUUCAAAAACCCAAAUUGGAUGACAGGUUAAUUGUUCCAAAAAGUGGGCAAAAGUGACUGUGCUGUUAGAAAGGAGGCCACAGCAUGCACAUAUAUAUUAUAUAUAUUAUAUAUAUUAUAUAUAUAUAUUAUAUAUAUAUAUAUAUAUAUAUAUAUAUAUAUACACACACACACAUCUUUUGGAAAAAUUAACCCCCUUUUUGACUAAUUGGUCAAUAGUGUCCCCUUUCCAUUCUGCUAAUAUGUUAAUCAAGUCUCAGUAGCAGGUGGUCAUAGAGGGAACUAAACCAUUAGUAAGUGUUUUUAUCUCAGCUUCUGGCUACAUGAGCCAUUUGUGAUAGAAAAUAGUGGCACUAUAUAUAUUGUGUAUAUUUUUUACCAUGUAAUAGAUGUAGAUUGUUUUUCAUUUUGGCAAGGUAUGUUUGUUUAGAUUCAAAAGCUAUAAAUAUACAUUGAGGUUAUUUAAUCUGAGCAGGCAUUUGUAGCUGCUUCUGUUUUGGCAUAUUUUGGAAUUGCCCUAGUAAAUUGUUUAAUGAAUGCAGAAAGGUAAAGCUGUCUGUGCUUAUGUUUGAAACUGGUGUGUAACUGAAUGUUACAUGUCCAGCUGACAAGACAGAGCAUUUCCAAACCAGUUGGGUGAAAUUUGGGGAUCACCUGAAAGCCCAGCUUGAGAGUCAGUUAAAAUGAGAUUUGGGGUGAAGUUUUUCCCUCUACUAGAUAUUCUUCAAGCUAUGGCAGACUGUCUGAUAUACAAAUGUUUUAUCUAUAACCAUGUUAUAAGCUCAUGGGUCCCCUGACCAAAAAUGUAAUCCCCCAAGGGGCCUAUUGUAUCUUAGUGUUAUUUUCUAGAAAGGAUAUUGGUUUCUUAACACUAAUUAAGAUCUAAUAAAACAUUAGCACAUGCUUAUCACUGUGGGAAUGGGUAUGAGUGAUAACCAAUCAGAAUUAUGCUUUCAUUGAUCUCACUGCAGUUGAGCAGCAGGUUACUAAUACUAGUGAAACUACACCUAUUUUGGGAUGAUGUAUUGCAUUUAAUUCCAUAGAAACAGGCUUAUAGAGGCUUGCAUGCCAUGGAUUUGGAUGCAUGUGUAUAUUCAGAUGACUUCUUGUGACAUCUGGAGUGUAUAACGGUUGCACAAGUUGCAGUGGUUUCACUGAUAUGUAUGGAAUGAAUAACAGGUUUCCGCAAGCUCAUGGCAAGCAUACAAAACAAGUCUGAUAUCUUAGCUAUGUCGCUUAGAGGCAUGCUCCACAUUUCUCCCCAAAUGGACUACUGCACAGGGGGAAAUUGAACAAACAGUGUUGGUCCCAGAAAAUGCUUAUAAAAUAAAGCCCAAAAAAGCAACAAUCUACGUGUUGCACAGAGGUAUUUUGUUUUUCACUGUCUUUUCUAGUGUUUUCUUUUUUAGUUCGGAUAGAUUUGGAAACCAAGACUUGCAGAAGGAGGGGUUUUCGGGUGCUACACUAAAAUUGCUGGCUGACGUUUUAGUGUUAAAACGCCUUUGCUUCUCCCCCUUUUAGUUCCGGCUUGGAAAGGAGGAGGGAGCCUCCAACUAGAGUUGCCACCUCAUCUCUGUAAAACUGAACAUGUGUCAAAUACACAUCAUACAUGGCUAAUCAGCAGUUCAUAUAGAUGAGUGCAGCCUGCAGCAGACAUAUAGACAUGCACCAAUAUUUAAGAUCUUCCGUAUGACAAUCUGUGCCUGGUGGGAGACAAGGUGACCAAUAUCGGUAAAAAGCCUUGGAUAUCGGUCGUCUCGUCGAUCAACAGGACUGAAAAUUUUGCUCGGGCAUCUUUUAAGGUGACUGAACAUCAGAAUUAUUAUAGAAAUAUAUUGUAUAUCCCAGAACAACUAAACAUCACUAUGUCUUCCCCCUUGAGGUUAGAUUCUAGAAUCCUAUAAAAAAAAACGAAAAAUCACACAAUUAUCUCUGUAUCUAGGAUAACAGAAAGAUGGCCGAUGUCAUAGAACUAGUGGGUGCAGGGGGCUAGUUUUAUGGACAGCAAAAACUGCUUCAAUUGUUAAUCAGCUAUUUAGGAAGUGUAUUUUAUAUAUGUUCAGUUUUGAAUGGGUGAGGAAGCAACCCUAUACUGCAACCCACUGCCAGAUCUGGCAAUAUCUUGACUUUAGAGUGA